UCCUAUGAUUAUAAUCUGUGUAUCUCUCAAUAAGAAAAAGAGAAUUUAUCAAAUUAACGUAAUACUUCCAUCGAAAAUAUGUUUAUCUAAAGCAGCGUACAAUCUUCAACACGUAAUUUGAUACAGGCUUGAGACUAUUAUAUGAUUAAUGACGUACAUACAUACAUAUAGAAAUCAAUUUGUCGGAACCCCCCACCAAUGCAAAGACUUCAUGCACCGCCUAUUGCAUAUCAAAGGUCGUUUUGAGUUAUUUAGGAGUUAUUCGCAGUUUAUUUCUUAACCCGUAGUGCUUAAUUAAUACUCGUGCUCUCUCGUAAAUAAUAGUGAGCCAUUUCGCUUCGAAUUGUGUUUUCCAGUGAAGAGGGAGACAUGAAUACCCAUUAUGGAGGUGAUAGAAUUGUUUGAUAAGGUCAAUGAGAGCCUGGGAUCGUACACAUUCUCAAGAUGGAUUGGAAGAUUUAUAGAGGAUUAUCAGACAUCAACCACACUCCUUGUUACAAUUAUCGCAUCCCUGCUGCUCAUUUUCUUAGUUAUAUUAAUUUUUGUUAUACGAAAAUGGAAAAACAAAGAAUUUUUGCCAGAAGUAAAGGAAUUUGUUGGGGUAGGCACUGGAAAGCCCAGAUUCAGAAAAAGAGACAAAGUUCUUUUUUAUGGAAGAAAGAUGUUGCGCAAGGUAAAGUCUAUCAGUGGUCAAGUUCACGCUACUGGGCAAGGGAAGAAGAGGAGAGCAGUCAUGAGAUUUGCUCGCCGGUUAUUACAACUUAAGAAGGAGACUGCCCCGCAACAGCUCAAAGUAUUAGAACCACCUGCUGAAUACCUAGAAGAAGAUUUAGGACCUGGUGAGAGAGUGCCACCAGAUGCACUGUAUAUGUUACAAAGUAUUAGAGUCUUUGGACACUUCGAGAAGCCUGUGUUCCUAAAAUUAUGUAAAUACACAGAAAUUAUGAAUUUACCUGCUGGUAGUACAUUGUUCAAAAUCGGGGACCCCGACGAGAAUUUGUUUAUAGUGCAACAGGGUUUAGUCAAUGUAUAUAUUACUGGACCUGAUGGUUCGCAAAUAUCGUUAAAAUUAGUAAAAACAGGCGAGUCAGUUACCAGUCUUCUAAGCUUUACUGAUGUACUUACUGGGCAUACAAGUACAUACAAAACUGUGUCAGCGAGAGCUGUAGAAGAUUCAAUUGUAGUAAAAUUACCAAUGAGCGCGUUCCAAGAAGUAUUUCAAGAUUAUCCUGACGCGUUCGUUCGAGUUAUUCAAGUCAUCAUGGUGCGUUUGCAGAGAGUUACGUUUACUACUUUACAUCAAUAUCUUGGUCUCUCCGCGGAGUUAGUUAAUCAGGGGACACACAAGAAGAAGCAAAGCCCGUUUUCUGGUUCGCCAGUACGCUCAAGAACCAGAGAGAACUUCGCUUUGCAGAACACCGAGGGUGGAUUUGCUGUUCCAUUUAGUGCAUCGGAAACUCACGAUCCUAGCGAUGUUUCUCAUCGUGACGUACCAUCGAAUGCUGGCAGUUCCCAAGCCGUUCCUAUUAACGCGAAUAGACGGACGAAGAACAACAACGAUUGGAGGAGUCAGAGUUUUAGCUCGCAAUUAAGUCAGAAUUCAGCGGAUAUGGUGCCAGAAUGUGACUCUCACUGGCCCAAUUCGUCUCCUACGACGACGUCUCAGACUGUUCAGGGGUCAUAUCCUGAGACCACUCACUCGGGAAAUGUUAAUCCCAGCAGGAAGCGUUCGACGAACGAGGCAAUGCAACCGCAGCAACAACUGGACGAGUCGCAACUCGUGCAGAUAGCUACUGAUGCGUUCGUUCAAGAACUCGGCAUAGAGGAUGAGACGCUGCUCAAGGACAAAGUACAGAUUAGAGAAGUGCCAGCUGGUACCUAUCUAAUGAAGGAGGAGUCGCACAAGGACGUUGCGCUCUUAUACGUGCUCUCGGGCUCGCUGAUAGUAAGCCAACGCGUGUCGGAGAGUCGGGACGCUUAUCAGGAGGUUCAUAUGUUCAGCGCUCAUCAGGGUGAAAUCGUUGGUGGCUUAGCGGUGUUAACAGGCGAGCCAUCCUUUUAUACCAUCCGAGCGAAACAUCCCAGUCGCAUCGCACUAAUUAGCAAACCUACGUUUUUCGCUAUCAUGCGGGAUCAACCCACAGUUGUGUUGCAUGUGGCGCACACCGUCGUUCGUAGAUUAAGUCCGUUCGUAAGACAGGUGGAUUUUGCUCUUGAUUGGUUGUUCCUUGAAAGCGGUAGAGCUGUUUAUAGACAAGGGGACGAGUCAGACUCGACGUUUAUUGUGCUAAGUGGACGAUUGCGUUCGGUGAUCACUUACAAGGAUGGCAAGAAGGAACUAGUGGCGGAAUACGGAAAGGGCGAUUUGGUAGGAAUCGUAGAGAUGGUCACGCAAACCUCGCGGUCGACGACAGUCAUGGCGGUGCGAGAUUCGGAGCUGGCGAAAUUACCGGAAGGUUUAUUCAAUGUGAUCAAACUUAGAUAUCCAAUCGUCGUUACGAGACUGAUAAAUCUUCUCGGUCAUCGUAUAUUGGGCACGUGGCAACAAGCGCACCCGAAAAACUACAGCAAUGAUACUCAACGAGCCGCGGCAACAGUGGAUGCAAGGCCGGCGCAAGUAAAUUUCUCAACUGUUGCAAUAGUACCUGUGUCGGAUGACGUACCGUUGACUGCCUUCACUUAUGAAUUGUAUCAUUCCUUAUGUGCUAUUGGACCUUGUCUUCGUCUAACAUCCGAGGUCGUGAGAAAGACCUUAGGAAUGAGUAUUAUGGAGCCUGCGAACGAGUACCGACUGACGUCUUGGCUGGCACAGCAAGAGGAUCAACACCGGAUCUCUCUGUACCAGUGCGACUCGAGUUACACGCUGUGGACUCAGCGAUGUGUAAGACAAGCCGACUGUAUUCUCAUCGUGGGUCUGGGCGACCGACCACCGUCGAUCGGGCGAACAGAACGUGAGGUGGAACGGCUGGUGAUGAGAACGCAGAAGGAGCUGGUGCUGCUGCACAAGGAGCAGAAUGGUCAACGGCCCACCAAUACGGUUCAAUGGUUGAACAUGAGAUCGUGGGUAUCCAGCCACCAUCACAUUCAGUGUCCGAAACGCAUGUUCACCAGAAGAUCGCAGUACAGAAUUAACGAGCUGUACUCCAAGGUGCUCAUGUCCGAGCCGAAUGUACACAGCGACUUCAGCAGACUCGCGCGAUGGCUGACAGGUACGUCAGUUGGUCUCGUUUUGGGAGGUGGUGGUGCCAGAGGCGCUGCCCACGUGGGCAUGCUCAAGGCCAUCGUCGAAGCGGGAAUACCCAUAGACAUGGUCGGUGGAGUCAGUAUCGGUGCCUUCAUGGGCGCACUGUGGUGCAUGGAGAAGAAUAUCACCACUACUACGCAGAAGGCCAGGGAGUGGUCCAAGAAAAUGACGCAAUGGUGGCGGCAGAUUCUGGAUUUAACUUACCCGAUGACCUCGAUGUUCUCCGGCAAAGAUUUCAACAAGACGAUACAGCAGACUUUCGGCGAUACGUACAUAGAAGACUUGUGGCUCCCGUAUUUCACUAUAACCACAGACAUCACGGAUUCUUGUAUGCGCACGCAUACACACGGUUUACUAUGGAGAUACAUUCGCGGCAGUAUGACUAUCGCGGGAGUCUUUCCUCCCAUUUGCGACCCCAUUGACGGGCAUCUUUUGGUCGACGGGUGUUAUGUUAAUAACGUGCCAGCUGACGAAAUGUUACGGCAAGGAGCACAUCACAUUUUGGCCAUCGACGUCGGUUCACAAGAUGACACUGAUCUGACGAAUUAUGGGGACUCAUUGUCUGGUUGGUGGCUGCUGUGGAAACGGUGGAAUCCGUUCGCUACGCCGGUGAAGGUACCGAAUUUGCCGGAUAUUCAAUCCAGACUGGCGUACGUGAGCUGCGUUCGUCAGCUGGAAGAAGUGAAAAGCUCAGACUACUGCGAGUAUAUCAGGCCGCCGAUCGAUAAGUACAAGACCCUCCAGUUCGCCAACUUCGACGAAAUCAAGGAUGUGGGAUAUCAACACGGCAAAACGUAUUUCGAGGGUCAGUCGAAAGCCGGAGUUCUGCCUCGAUUCAACGCGGAUCGAGAGAAUGCGAGAGCUAUGCGAGCGAAGAAUCAAGCGGCGAAUCAACAGACAGUCUCCUCGUACACUUUCACCGAUCUCGCACAGAUGGUGUGUAAAGUUUCGCGCGGCAGCCGAUACAUCGAUCUCGACAUAGAUUCCGAUUCAGACGAGUUGGAGGAAUAUGAGGCAGAUCUGGAAGAAGAUGCGCAGGAAGUAGGAUAUGCAUCUGAACCCACUGCCGGUAUCUUAGAUCAGAGCCCUGAGGAUAAUCGCCUGAGAAGAAGAACUGGCGUCUCACUUAGUCUGUCUGACACUGAAGCGGAGUCGGAAUUAGAAUACCAUCCAAAGAUCUUUUGAAUAGUUAUCGAUAUUCUUUCGCGACUGAUAUAUCUGCCAUUAAGCACAAAUCUAUAUGUUCUUGUGAAUAAUGCAUAACUUUGCCGUUGAAUACACACACACACACACCACACACACGUAUUCGCACGAUUGAUGUGCAUUAAAGUACAAAACUUCUUGUUGUAACAUAGUUACCAGAAUGUCAUCCUGAAAUUACGUAACCACGCGAUAUGUACGUCACUCUUGAGUAACAAACGAUAAAUAUUGUUUUUUGCUAUUGAUAUAUAUUAUUAAAUAUAUAAUUCUACAAUUUCUAAAGAAA
This is a messenger RNA of Odontomachus brunneus, 4730 nucleotides long. RefSeq names its product neuropathy target esterase sws (gene sws). The record is from RefSeq and is a predicted model, not a curated record. Gene Ontology annotation, cellular component: endoplasmic reticulum. NCBI's taxonomy places the organism in Eukaryota, Metazoa, Arthropoda, Insecta, Hymenoptera, Formicidae. Gene Ontology annotation, biological process: phosphatidylcholine metabolic process. The transcript is spliced from 15 exons. Gene Ontology annotation, molecular function: phosphatidylcholine lysophospholipase A1 activity. Bases 383 to 4429 code for a protein of 1348 amino acids.